Apodemus sylvaticus (European woodmouse) is the source of this 1248-nucleotide messenger RNA. RefSeq names its product carcinoembryonic antigen-related cell adhesion molecule 3-like. Gene Ontology annotation, biological process: T cell activation. Gene Ontology annotation, cellular component: external side of plasma membrane. Bases 65 to 643 code for a protein of 192 amino acids. NCBI's taxonomy places the organism in Eukaryota, Metazoa, Chordata, Mammalia, Rodentia, Muridae. The transcript is spliced from 2 exons. The record is from RefSeq and is a predicted model, not a curated record.
CGCCCUCUUAACCUGCUGGAAUGCACCCGCCGCUGCCGAGCUCACUAUCGAGUUAGUGCCGCCCAUGGUUGCCGAGGGCGGAAACUCCGUUCUGUUUGUGCAUGCAAUGCCGCUGAAUGUCCAGGCGUUUUACUGGUACAAACAGAGAGACUCAACGAAGAGCUAUGAAGUCGCACGCUACUUAACGCCCACUAACGAAAGUUCGAAGAUGCCUCAGCACAGUGAUAGGAAAACCGUAUUCUACAGUGGAUCCCUGCUGAUCAGAAACGUCACCCAGGCCGACAGUGGACUCUACACCUUACUAACGUUUAACACAGAAAUGGAAAGCGAAUUAACGCACGUGCAUCUGGAAGUACAGGAACCCGUGGCGCAGCCCACGCUCCAAGCAGACAGCACCACAGUAACAGAAGCUGGCUCUGUGACCCUCACAUGCCUCUCGGAAGACCCUGGACUCUCUAUCCGUUGGCUCUUCAAUCACCAGGGCCUGUAUUUCAAUGACAGGAUGACUCUGUCCCAGAAAAACAGCAGACUCAGCAUCGACCCAGUCAGGAGGGAGGACGCCGGGGAGUAUCAGUGCGAGGUCUCCAACGGGUACAGCUCAAAGAUGAGCCUCCCGCUCCAAAUGUCCGUGACUAGUGAGUGACCCUGCAUCUCUUCCUUUGCCACGGGAGGAGGGGCAGGGGAUUCUUUGUCAACAACACUAAAAGUGAAGAAAAGUUCUAGGGAAGAGACCAAGACAGUCAGCGUGGUGAUGAGGACCUGUCAUCCCAGGAUAAAACUCCAGUCAGCAGGAACUGAAUUUGAACCAGCCAGAGUUACAAAGAGAGACCCAGUCUCAAAAAUAAAUAAAUAAAUAAAUAAAAUAAAAAAAAAUCAACAUAGUAAGCAAAACUACAAAAGGAUUAUUAUUAAGGGCUUAGGUUCUAAGUCAAAUAUGGCCAAUCCUCCAGACACAUGGGGAACUGAUUCCAGAAACCCCCAAAUUUCUGGAUGUUCUGCUGCUGAAAACGGUGCAGUGUUUGCACGGAGACAGACACAUCGCCCUGGCCCAUGCCACUGUCAUUUCUGCUGCCUCACACCGACGCCUCCCACAUGCCUCUCCAACCAUUUCUAUGCAUAGUCCAUUUCCUGCAACCCUGACAACUGUCACUCACUCUACUUCUCCUUGUAUACGUGGCGUUUGUCUUUUCUUGUUAGCAUCAUACGAAGAAUAAUUCUGUUCUCCCAAGCCACCUAGCUGGUGGCAUC